This is a messenger RNA of Trifolium pratense (red clover), 1325 nucleotides long. RefSeq names its product GDSL esterase/lipase At5g14450-like. The record is from RefSeq and is a predicted model, not a curated record. The coding region runs from base 95 to 1231 and encodes 378 amino acids. Lineage: Eukaryota; Viridiplantae; Streptophyta; Magnoliopsida; Fabales; Fabaceae. The transcript has 5 exons. Gene Ontology annotation, molecular function: hydrolase activity, acting on ester bonds.
CAUGAUCCUUACUAUUGAGUAAUAGAGGACCACUUUUUAUAAGAGAAAAUUGUGUCACAAAACAUACUAAGUGAAAUCUACAACAUCUUCAACAAUGAAUUCUAAGAAAAUAAUUUAUAUACUUAGUUGUUUCAAUCUUUUUGUGACAUUUAUAUUCAUUCAAGUCUCAAGUGAAAAUGUUUAUAACUCAAAGAAAUGUGUGUACCCUGCAAUUUAUAACUUUGGUGACUCAAAUUCAGAUACUGGAGCUGUAUAUGCAACAUUCACAUCUGUUCAACCUCCUAAUGGUAUAAGCUUCUUUGGAAGCCUUUCUGGAAGAGCUUCUGAUGGCCGUCUUAUCAUCGAUUAUAUCACUGAAGAAUUGAAGCUACCAUAUCUAAGUGCAUAUUUGAACUCAGUUGGAUCAAAUUACAGGCAUGGUGCUAACUUUGCAGUAGGCGGUGCAUCGAUUCGUCCUGGUGGUUAUAGUCCAAUCAACCUUGGUCUUCAAGUAUCUCAGUUCAUAUUGUUCAAGUCACACAGCAAUAUUCUCUUCAAUCAACUAUCUGACAACAGGACAGAACCACCUUUCAGAAGUGGUCUUCCAAGGAAUGAGGAAUUCUCUAAGGCUCUUUACACAAUUGAUAUUGGGCAAAAUGAUCUUGCCAUUGGUUUGCAGCACACUUCAGAGGACCAAGUUAUAAGCUCAAUUCCUGAUAUCUUGAGCCAAUUCUCGCAAGCAGUUCAGCAAUUAUACAAUGAAGGUGCAAGAGUGUUUUGGAUUCACAAUGUAGGACCAAUUGGAUGCUUGCCCUAUGAUUACAUCUAUUAUCAACACAAGGAGGGUAACUUGGAUGCCAAUGGCUGUGUUAAACCUCACAAUGAGAUUGCUCAAGAAUUCAAUAGGCAACUAAAGGACCAAGUUUUUCAGUUAAGGAGAAAGUUUUCAUUAGCCAAAUUUACAUAUGUUGAUGUGUACACAGCCAAAUAUAAACUUAUCAGCAAUGCAAAGAGUUUAGGUUUUGCAAGUCCAUUGGAAUUCUGCUGUGGAAGUUACUAUGGUUACCAUAUAAAUUGUGGGAAGAAGGCCAUAAUAAAUGGAACAAUUUAUGGCAAUCCAUGUAAAAAUCCUUCUCAACAUAUUAGUUGGGAUGGUAUACAUUACUCACAAGCUGCAAAUCAAUGGGUUGCUAAACAAAUUCUCUAUGGAUUCUUCUCUGAUCCAUCAGUUUCAAUUGAGAAGGCAUGUUAGUUUCUGAGCAUGAAUGAUUCAAUGGAUUGAUUAUAUUGUACUUUACCAUAUAAAGUGUACUUAAUUAAGGCUAAUCAAAAUGAUGAUUUUGGAA